AUGAGUAACUGUCUGGCUGCUGUGAGUGACAGGAGCCCAGAGCAGUGUAGCGGGAAAUGCAGGUGAAUUGCAUUUUGAGGUCUGGGUUGCUGUUUGUCACUCUGUCUCUUGCCAUUGCCAGGCGCAAGCAAUCUUCCUUCGCCGAAAGUUGUUACCCAAGAGGAACACUGUCCCAAGCUGUUGAUACCCUCUAUGUCAAGGCAGCAAGGCUCAAGGCAACCAUCCCAGAAGAUCGCAUUAAAAAUAUACAAUUAUUAAAAAAGAAAACAAAAAAGCUAUUUAUGAAAAACUGCAGAUUCCAAGAACAGCUUCUGUCUUUCUUCAUGGAAGAUGUUUUUGGUCGACUCCAAUUACAAGCGUGCAAGGAAACAGACUUUGUGGAAGACUUUCACAGUCUCAGGCAGAAAUUGAGCCGCUGUAUUUCCUGUGCUUCAUCGCCCAGAGAGAUGAAAUCCAUUACCAGGAUGAAAAGAAUCUUUUAUGGGAUUGGAAACAAAGGAAUCUACAAAGCCAUCAGUGAACUAGAUAUUCUUCUUUCCUGGAUUAAACAAUUCCUGGAAAGCUUUAAGUAAUGCAAGAAACCAAGUGGAUUGAUGUGAUUAUUAUUUUGAAAUACAAUGAGAACUACCAGAAAUCAAUUUAUAGCAGU
Phacochoerus africanus (Common warthog) is the source of this 649-nucleotide messenger RNA. RefSeq names its product interleukin 26 (gene IL26). Lineage: Eukaryota; Metazoa; Chordata; Mammalia; Artiodactyla; Suidae. The record is from RefSeq and is a predicted model, not a curated record. The transcript is spliced from 5 exons. The coding region runs from base 57 to 572 and encodes 171 amino acids.